CUUGGUUCUUUUGUCUUUUCCAUCCAGCAGAAUUUUUUCUCCUUCCGGUGUGUAUUGGGACGCGUGUCUACACCAUGGCAUUGAUACAAUCGCUCUCAAGCGUUGCCAUCCCUGAUUGGGUCCAAGUUUCGCGCAGCCACUCCAUCGAACAACAUCUACAUACCUCAUACACAACUGUCACGACACUGCAUGCAAGCCAAUGCAAGCUCAACUUCCCUCGUCGGUUUUAGGUUUGUUGGCUACAGGUUGCGAUUUUGCCUUAACUAGACAGAAAGAACAAGAAUUCAUCUGGAACCAGAAAAAACCUUUCCGGUUGACGUUUGUAAAGGGCCUGUUCAUUUCAAUGCGAUAUCUGGCCUUCGUCAUUCACAUCGUAAAUAUCGUGCUUUCGAGUAUAUGGUCAGUCGAGUUCUCCAAUGCGCAGCGGGCCUCCGAAGAGGCAUGCAGGAUUUUGUUGAUAUUUCAAAUUAUAUCCUGCUAUACGAUGCUCCUUUUAUUGCAGUUAAUUCUUAUGCUUCGAGUGUUCGCUCUUUACAACCGUAGUUUGAGAAUGGCCAUAUUUCUCUUCUUGUUGUUUGCAUGCAGAACGGCCAUGUCAAUCUACACCUCGUUCAGUAAAAGCGCCCACUCUCCCAGGCACAUUAAGUUUGGUAGGUAUUGCAUCCCCAAAAUUUCAUUGAGAGAGCAGUCUAUAGGGAAUCCUACCUUGGUGUUCAUAUAUGGAGAGCUGCUUGUUCAAUUGGUGAUUCACGGACUGGCUUGGAAGCGAACUAUCUGGGAUCUUCGCCAAUAUUAUUCAUACCCUCCCCCGGCGUUAUUGUCCGUCCUCAACAGAGAUAGUUUGAAAGUAUUCAUGGGCAUUUCAGGUGCUGUCCUCCUCCAUCCGUGUAGACUAGGGCUGACACCGGAAUAAAACAGUUGCAAUGGC
Molecule: messenger RNA, 928 nt
Organism: Lentinula edodes (shiitake mushroom)
Lineage: Eukaryota; Fungi; Basidiomycota; Agaricomycetes; Agaricales; Omphalotaceae
Exons: 6
Coding region: 200-913 (237 amino acids)
Source: RefSeq, a predicted model, not a curated record